AUGGCAGGCGCUCUCGACUGGAUCAGCAAGCCAGAAGAGACACGGGCUCCUCUGAUUGAGGGCGUUACCUUCGCGCUCUUGAGUGUCAGUACCGUUGCCCUUGGUCUUCGGCUAUGGCUACGAUGGAAGUAUAGCAAGUUGCAAGCGGAUGACCUCUGCCUAACUUUCGCCCACGUUUGCCAAAUUGCUUUCUCAGUCACAUUAGAAUUUCAAAUAUCCAAGGGCUUUGGCAAGCAUGGCCUGGAUGUGCCCUUUUCAAACCUGAAUCUAGCUGCCACGUACGGCCUGAGCAACAUCACAAUCCUAACUGUUGGCACCACCGUCGCGAAGAUCUCCUUCGCGCUCACGCUCCUCAACCUUGCAAACAGUCUAUGGAAGUGGAUUAACUGGGUCAUCUGGGCAAUCAUCGUCACUCUGGUUGUGUUUGCAGCGCCAGUGGCGACGUUGCCCUGGAUCCAGUGCAAGCCAUUGGCCAAGGUGGUAAUCGACUUCCUUCCCGGAACCUGUAUCAACAAAGCGCCCACUGUCAAUCUUGGCAUCUUCCAAGGAGUGUACUCUGGAAUCAUGGACUUUCUGCUCGCGAUGAUGCCAUGGAAGAUCAUAUGGAGUCUACAGAUGCGGCCAGUCGAAAAGUUUGGUGUGGGUAUAGCCAUGAGCCUUGGAUGUUUGGGCGGAGUCAUGGCCUUUAUGCGUGCUUCGGAAGUCCCCGGACUCGCGACAAAGGACCCCUCGUACGACGGUGUGCUCGCGGUCAUGUGGGGAGAGAUUGAGCUCGCGACAACAAUCAUCGCCGCAUGCAUCCCAGCCUUGCGCAGACUAAUCCACAACAAGACGGGAAGCUCGCACAAGAGAACAGAGGAUGGCAGGGACCGGAGUGGCGGGUCAAGCGCUGCUGCUGGAAGCAAACGCAGUAGGCCUUCCAGGACGCACACCAUUGUGGCCACGCCAGAGUUUUCCGGCAGCAACACAUAUGAGAUGGAGGCAAUCAGCCAUAAAGGGGACUCAGGAGAUGAACACGCUUCGUGUAACAAUGCUGCUGACAACGAAAGGAGCAAGAAACACAACUCGACCUCGAGCAAGUGGUACUCUAUCUACGAGAGGGAUACGGCCCGUAAUAGUGACGAGAGUGUCAUACUAGCGGAGCACGGAGAGCGCUGA
Molecule: messenger RNA, 1158 nt
Organism: Microdochium trichocladiopsis
Lineage: Eukaryota; Fungi; Ascomycota; Sordariomycetes; Xylariales; Microdochiaceae
Exons: 5
Coding region: 1-1158 (385 amino acids)
Source: RefSeq, a predicted model, not a curated record